Paramecium pentaurelia is the source of this 1373-nucleotide messenger RNA. The record is from the annotation of a GenBank genome assembly. NCBI's taxonomy places the organism in Eukaryota, Ciliophora, Oligohymenophorea, Peniculida, Parameciidae.
AUGUCUAAAUAGUAAAAUCUUCUUUAUAAUUUCAAUGAAAUGACUUCAGAUCAAUAAAAAAUGUUUUUGAGAGCUAGAACAGAGUUAGAAAAAGAAAAGGCUUGGGCUGAAAUUAGAAAAUAAAAAGAAGAAGAAGAAUAUAAAAGAUCAAUUCUUUUAUAAAGUUCCUAAACAUAAAAUCCAUAGACUUAAAAAGUCAAUCUAGAAAAGAUUUCUAGUGAUUCAGAAUCCUCUGACUCUUUACAAUCUGAAAAUGAAUUUCAAAAAGAAGAGCCACAAUUUGAGUAAAAAAUAGACGAGAAACCCAUCAUGGCAGAACCCAAUACUGAAUAAUUGGAUAAUUAUUUUAAAUUAAUCCAAAAUGCAUAACUCAAAAGAGAUCAAAUUUAUUAUCUUUUGAUGAAACAUUAUUGUGAUAAUGUCAUUGAAGGAUCUUUUGUUAAAAUUAAUGAACCCAAUCUCAUCAGAAGAAAAGAAUAAAGUUAUGCAAUUGCUUAAGUUUUGGCUGUUGUUGAAGGAGAGAAAUCUUAUCAAUUAGAAUAGACUCAAACAUAUAAAUUGCUUAAAUUAUAAUUUGGAGAGGUAAAGGAAGCUAAAUUAAGACAUAUUACUCUUAUUUCUAAUCAAUAAAUUUAAAAAUAAGAAUUUGUAGUAUGGUAAAAAAGAUGUGAAGAAAAUGGAAUUCAAAUACCAAAUAAGGAAUUUCUAUAAAAAAAAGAAAGGUAAAAUAUCCUUAAUUAAUUUUAAUUAGAGAUAUUAUUAAAUCAACUUCCAAAUUAACAGAUGAUCAAAUUAAAGAAAGAAUUAAUUAUAAUCUAACUAAAUGGAUAUAAAAUCCUAAAUCCAAUAUUCAUUUUAGAGAUUUGCCAGUUUACUAAAAUUUUAUCAAAAAUCUUAUUUCUACAAACAAAUCCAUGAUUGAAUAAGGAGAGGAAUUCAUAGCUGAUAUAUAAGAUCCUGGAGAAGGUGAAACUGAAAAAAAAUAAUUAAAAUAAGAAGAAACUAGUAAAAUCUUGAGAUACUAAAGAUAAAAUAGAGAAAAGGCUGAAGAGAAUAUGCAUUUGAAUGAAGAACUUAAAAAAAUAGAAUAACUCCUCAAAUAAUUUAAAGAGACUUAAAGUCAAAGAGUCGAACCAUCAAAAAAAUAACCUUAAUAAAUAGAAUAAUAAUAAGUGAUAAAAUAAAACCAAUAAAAUGCUAAAUUUUCUAUUAAUCAUGAUCAUUAGAAAUAAUUAGAUUAAAAAUAUAUUAGGCAGUAUCCAAACAUAAAAACAAUAGAGGGGAGUGAAUAAUUUAAAGCCAAAAUCCUUAAUAUGCAUAAUAGGGAACUUCCAAUUGAUAAUAUAAUAGAUAAAAUGAUGAUUCUGGAAUGA